This is a messenger RNA of Brassica oleracea var. oleracea, 1062 nucleotides long. RefSeq names its product photosystem II 22 kDa protein, chloroplastic. Bases 119 to 916 code for a protein of 265 amino acids. The transcript is spliced from 4 exons. NCBI's taxonomy places the organism in Eukaryota, Viridiplantae, Streptophyta, Magnoliopsida, Brassicales, Brassicaceae. The record is from RefSeq and is a predicted model, not a curated record.
AGCCCGUCAACAGAUUUCCUUGAUAUCUCUUAAUCUCUUUACUUUCACACCACAACACUUAACUGAUCCUUUCUCUCAUCCUCAAACGCUGCAAGCAGCACACCACACAAAAUACAGAAUGGCUCAAACCAUGCUGCUUACUUCGGGAGUUUCUGCGAACCAAUUCUUAAGGAACAAGAACCCUCUCGCUCAGCCCAAAGUUCACCAUUUCUUCCUCUCGGGAAACUCUCAUGUUGUUCUACCAUCUCGAAGACCGUCAUUAGUACCUCUUGCCAUCUUCAAACCCAAAACCAAAGCUGCUCCCAAAAAGGUUGAGAAGGUGAAGCCAAAGGUUGAAGACGGUAUCUUCGGAACAUCUGGUGGGAUAGGUUUCACGAAGCAGAACGAGCUCUUUGUCGGUCGCGUUGCUAUGAUCGGUUUCGCUGCAUCGUUGCUGGGUGAGGCGUUGACAGGGAAAGGUAUAUUAGCACAGUUGAAUCUGGAGACAGGGAUACCGAUUUACGAAGCAGAGCCAUUGCUUCUCUUCUUCAUAUUGUUCACUCUGUUGGGUGCUAUCGGAGCUCUUGGGGACAGAGGAAAAUUCGUCGACGAUCCUCCCACUGGACUUGAGAAAGCCGUCAUUCCUCCCGGCAAAGGCGUCCGAUCUGCCCUCGGUCUUAAAGAACAAGGUCCAUUGUUUGGGUUCACGAAGGCAAACGAGUUGUUCGUAGGAAGAUUGGCACAGUUGGGAAUAGCAUUUUCAUUGAUAGGAGAGAUUAUAACCGGGAAAGGAGCCUUGGCUCAACUCAACAUUGAGACUGGUAUUCCAAUUCAAGAUAUUGAACCCCUCGUCCUCUUAAACGUUGCUUUCUUCUUCUUUGCUGCCAUUAAUCCUGGUAAUGGAAAGUUCAUUACUGAUGAUGGUGAAGAAAGCUAAACUCUUUAUGUACUUAAAAUUUGUGGUUUGUGAGCCCAUCUUCAUGUUGAGACAAAAGGACAUGGACAGCUUAAACUUUUGUAAUUCUUAAAGCCUCUUGUUUUUACUUGAAUUUUCAGAUUAUAUAUAGUUUCACAACCACCUAA